Coregonus sp. 'balchen' is the source of this 13518-nucleotide messenger RNA. The record is from the annotation of a GenBank genome assembly. Lineage: Eukaryota; Metazoa; Chordata; Actinopteri; Salmoniformes; Salmonidae.
UUACAAUGAUGAAUAGAGAAGUACUUUUGUUUUACAUCUACUUGUGUAAGUGUAAGAUAUUUUAAUUGAGUUCCUUUUUAAAUCAUUUGUAGUAUGUCGUUUGAAUAUGAUAAGUGAAGCAAGAUGGUUUAUCCAUGUCUAUGUCUUUGAUCCAUUUUGUUUGUUUGCUUUGACAGUUUGUGCUUUUACCAAACCAAACGUAAUCCAACCAGACCCUGUGAUGGUUACUGAGCUGGGAGGCACUGUGACACUCACGUGCUUUUGUCCCAACGUGUCUGUGACCAGAUUUCAUUGGUUCAAGCAGAGUUUUGGACAGAAACCCCUCCUCAUGGCGUCAUCUUUUUAUGGUGGCCAAGGCAGUUAUUAUUCCAACAACUUUAUCAAGGACUUUACUGAGACCAAACGUUUGGGUGUGAGGAGAGGAGACUACAGCUGUAACUUGACCAUAUCCAAGACAGAGCCAGGGGACUCAGCUACAUACUAUUGUUCCAUUACAGCCAUCUAUGAGCAUGCAUUUGGAGAGGGAACUGUUUUAAUUGUCAAAGGUAACACAAUGUCUUUCUUCAAUUUCAAAUUGUGUGGCCCUGUAUGUUGAUAUGUUCGUUCAACUGCUUCAUCAAAUGUAGUUUCAUGCUCUUCACCAAAACACCUUAGAUUUACUUUAGUUACUCACUUUCUUCAGGUUCAGAGUCCAACAGCAUGUCUGUACUCCAGCAGCCUGUGUCUGAGUCAGUCCAGCCAGGAGACUCUGUGACUCUGAACUGUACAAUACACACUGAGACCUGUGUAGGAGAACACAGUGUCUAUUGGUUCAGACAUGGCUCAGGAGAAUCCCAUCCAGGAAUCAUUUACACCCAUGGAGACAGGAGUGAUCAGUGUGAGAACAGCCCUGAUGCUGGGUCUUCUACACAGAGCUGUUUCUACAACCUCCCCAGGAGGAACCUCAGCCUCUCUGAUGCUGGAACUUACUACUGUGCUGUGGCCUCAUGUGGGGAGAUACUUUUUGGGAACGGGACCAAGCUGGACAUUGACUGUAAGUGAAACUUCUGACAUACUGUAAAAGCAUAACCUACAGUGCAUUCGGAAAGUAUUCAGACCCCUUCCGUUUUUACACAGUUUGAUAUGUUACAGCCUUAUUCUAAAAUGGAUGAAAUGAAAAAAUAUCCUCAUCAAUCUACACACAAUACCCCAUAAUUUAUAAAAAAUUAACAAACACAAAUACCUUAUUUACAUAAGCAUUCAGACCCUUUGCUAUGAGACUCGAAGUUGAGCUCAGGUGCAUCCUGUUUCCAUUGAUCAUCCUUGAGAUGUUUCUUCAACUUUAUUGGAGUCAACCUGUGGUAAAUUCAAUUGAUUGGACAUGAUUUGGAAAGGCACACAACUGUCUAUAUAAGGUCCCACAGUUGACAGUGCAUGUCAUAGCAAAAACCAAGCCACGAGGUCGAAGGAAUUGUCCGUAGAGCUCCGAGACAGGAUUGUGUCAAGGCACAGAUCUGGGGAAGGGUACCAAGAACACAGUGGCCUCCAUCAUUCUUAAAUUGAAAAAGUUUAGAAACACCAAGACUCUUCCUAGAGCUGCCGCCUGGCCAAAAGAAGGGCCUUGGUCAUGGAGGUGACCAAGAACCCGAUGGUCACUCUGACAGAGCUCCAGAGUUCCUCUGUGGUGAUGGGAAAACCUUCCAAAAGGACAACCAUCUCUGCAGCACUCCACCAAUCAGGCCUUUAUGGGAGUGGUCAGUCGGAAGCGACUCCUCAGUAAAAGGCACAUGACAGCCUGCUUGGAGUUUGCCAAAAGGUACCUAAAGGACUCUCAGACCAUGAGAAACAAGAUUCUCUGGUCUGAUGAAUCCAAGAUUGAACUCUUUGUCCUGAAUGCCAAGCGUCAUGUCUGGAGGAAACCUGGCACCAUCCCUACGAUGAAGCAUGGUGGUGGCAGUAUCUUGCUGUGGGGAUAUUUUUCAGCGGCAGGGACUGGGAAACUAGUCAGGAUCAAGGGUAAGAUGAACAGAGCAAAGUACAGAGAGAUCCUUGAUGAAAACCUGCUCCAGAGCGCUCAGGACCUCAGACUGGGGCGAAGGUUCACCUUCCAAUAGGACAACGACCCUAAGCACACAGCCAAGACAACGCAGGAGAGGCUUCGGGACUAGUCUCUGAAUGUCCUUGAGUGGCCCAGCCAGAGGCAGUACUUGAACCCGUACGACCAUCUCUGGAGAGACCUGAAAAUAGCUGUGCAGUGAUGCUCCCCAUCCAAACUGACAGAGCUUGAGAGGAUCUGCAGAGAAGAAUGGGAGAAACUCACCAAAUACAGGUGUGCCAAGCUUGUAGCGUCAUACCAAAGAAGACUCAAAGCUGUAAUCGCUGCCAAAGGUGCUUCAACAGAGUACUGAGUAAAAGGUCUGAAUACUUAUGUUAAUGUGAUAUUUCAUUGUUGUAUUUUUUUUAUAAAUUAUCACACACCCAAAAAAAUGUUGCUUUGUCAUUAUGGGGUAUUAUGUGUAGAUUGAUGAGGGGAAAAAAACAAUUUAAUCCAUUUUAGAAUAAGGCUGUAACAUAACAAAAUGUGGAAAAAGUCAAGGGGUCUGAAUACUUUAAGAAUGCAGUCUAUAUAACCAACGUUCUUUCGAUUGCAGGCAAGGUAUCAUUCAGAUACUUUUGUUUUUCUAUAUCCUUCAGAUAUCUUUGUAUCUGAGAGAAGAAAGUAUGACUCUCAGAUCAGGCCGAGUCUUGUUGGUGUCUUAAACAUUGUCACGGCUUUAUCCCUCAGUGUCUCAGUGUCUCUAUUCCUAUUUGAUAUUUCACAGAUGGUUGUAAGGAGGACCAUCUUCUGUUCAUGUACUUCCUGGGCGUAGCGUUGGGUCUGUGUGUCAUCCUCAUCAUUGUCCUUACUUGCGUUUUGUACAAGAUUAGCAAUUGCAUAGGUAAGCAAUAGUAUUGUGUAAGAUACAGUAUGCUUAUCAAUUGUUGGUAGAAUUACAUUAUUUGACAUGUUUUCGUCAAAAUUGGUCAUAAAGGCUCUUCAUUGUUUGGUGAUGAUGAUUAUAUUGAUUAAUGUGUUUGAUUAAAAGGAACGCAACCUCAGCCAAGUGCUCCUGCAGUCCCCAGUCAUGAUAACCAGGUAACCUGACCUAACACUUGUUUAGCUGUUGCUGAAUCAAAGUAUUUUUCCUUCAAUCAAUGUAUGAAAAUAUGCAUUUUAUUAGAAGGAUUGUUUCACUAUACCGCAAUAUUUAGUCUGAUACCAAAUAUUUGGAUAAUAAUUAUUUGCUAUUCCUCUCAGGAUCAAGAGCCUGAUACUCUACAUUACGCCGCUCUGAACGUCGUCCACAAGAAACCAAAGGCCGGGAGACAGAGGAACGCCAUGGAGAGAGACACUGUGUACUCUGGGGUGAGACGCCAAAACAUGGACUGAAAUGUCAACCUUUCCUCUUUAAUAACUUGCAUUGAUUCUGUGUUCUCUACACUGUAUGUAUGACUGUGGCUUUUUUAUUGUAAGUUACAAUUACUUGUAUUUUGUCAAGCUCCUUUUUACAUUGAUACUGUGGUUCAAUUUUGAACAAAUAAAACAUUCAACUGCUUUUAUUUAGAGGUAUUGUUUUCAUUCAUAUUUUUCUCUGUCCUUACAUUUCUACAACACUUUAAACCAACAGAUUCAGUGUGCAACAACCAUAUCAAGCCUAUUCUCAAUGUAAAAAGAUGGUUGGUUGCAUAAUAACUAUAAAUAUGUAUCUAUUGCUGGUGUUUUAGCCUUUCAAACUGUCUUCAUUUAGCUGUAUCCUGUAUCACAGCUCUCUUUGGUGUUCUGACUUCCCUAAAUAGAUUUUCCACUCACGUAAACUCAACUCUAAACCCCAGCAAUGACCGUCAGUCCUCGCCACACUCUCUUUUCACACACCAUCAAAACCACAAACAUCCAUGCCACUAAGAGCACAACUCUCUCUCUCUCCAAAAGAAAAGACUGAACUAAAAAUAAACUUGUCAGCUGAAUGUACUUUGAAAAGUAUUGAUAUGGUUGAGAGACUGAUUUCAAAUAUGACAAUGUUCACAUAGUAACUGAGCAGUUUUUUAAAACUAUUGACAAAAUGUGAAUAUGUAUAAGUGCACCUUGCAGGACUGCAAUCCAUUUGUCUUUCAACAGGGAGCAGCAGUGGACAUGGAAGUCCUCAUAACUGCCUCAACAGUAGAGUUGGCAGCAACUUGUAGUUGUCAAAACGUUCACUAAUUUGAUUAAGUAUCAUUGACAACUUGCUUUUCUGUGAUAGUUCAAGAAUCUAUAACAAGGUAAUAUAGAUAUUACAUGCUUAUUACACAUCUAUAACAUGUUAGAAAUAAUUUCCAGUUGCUUUAAGUAGCAACCACCUAAAAGGCCAGGCAGUCAUCAUCACUGGAUCAUUACUACUAACCUCAACAUAGUUAUAAUAAAGUGUAACUUAGUAACAAGGAGCAACAAUCACUCAAAAUGAAACAAGACAUAGAGUGAUCUGUAUGAUGAAGACAAUGACUCAUGUGUUUGAGUGUGUAGUUUUGUCAUUGAGUUCCAGAGUGUUUGUAUAAGUAAGGCACACAACCUUGGUCAUAUCUCCUCUGAAAUGUCUUGACCUUCUUUUAGAUGUGUUGAUAGCAUGACACUCACAUCCACCCACACACAGCUAACAAGUUCACAGGUACUUGCGGUCUGCUCUAAGUACGAGGCCAUAUAUAGGCUUUGGUCAGGCCUGCUGGCCUUGUACACACAGGACCCUCCUACGUGCUCUCUGUGUCUCUGUGGUUUUCAGCAGGAUGUCUAUCUGGCGUCAGUCUGUUGUUUUCACAUUUGUUACUGUUGUUCAUGUUCCUUCUGACAGCUUAGAGUAACUGCAAACCGGUUCUUUAUAAACUUUCUCGGAUGUAUAUAGUUAUCUGAAAUCAGUCUCAAACUGCAAAGAACUGCUAAUGAACUCUAUUUGAGCUCUCCAGGUUAAGCAUAUCAUGUAAUGUGUAAUACAGCACCAUCUAUUCGAUAUCUAUGGGCUCAGGGGGAGGGGCCAUUUUGUGAUGAUGUCAUGGGAGAACUAGUACAUUCUCAAUCAGACAAGUGUUCUAGGACUACUGCAGGGUUCUCUGUAAGGAGACCAAUAGAGGAGGAUCCUCCUUCUGAUAGAUUGCCUCCUAUGAGAACCACACUAACCAGAGAGUGAUGCAGAGUGGAUAAAGUGUGUCAUGAAUUGGUUAUAUUAGGCUGGGGUGUCCAAUCAUGCAGUCUCAUUUUUCACCUAGUCGGCUCGGGGAUUCGAACCAGCGACCUUUCGGUUACUGUCCCAAUGCUCUUAACUGCAAGACAAGACAUGUUCAAUGUAUAAUAGCCUUCCUAUGGGUCAUCUGGAAUACUGUAACCACUGAAUGACCUGUUCAAAAUAAUAAUAGUUUUCUUUCAAAUACUUUAGGUACACUUGGUUUUGCUGGUCUUCUGCAAUGGAGGCAAGAUAAAUCAAUUUAACUAAAGUAAGUGUAGAAAACUAAUAGUCUACUAUUUUGACCCAGUGUUCUCGAGAGAGGUGAGAAAACUACUAUUUUGACCCAGUGUUCUCCAGAGAGGUGAGAAAACUAAUAGUCUACUAUUUUGACCCAGUGUUCUCCAGAGAGGUGAGAAAACUAAUAGUCUACUAUUUUGACCCAGUGUUCUCCAGAGAGGGGAGAAAACUAAUAGUCUACUAUUUUGACCCAGUGUUCUCCAGAGAGGUGAGAAAACUAAUAGUCUACUAUUUUGACCCAGUGUUCUCCAGAGAGGUGAGAAAACCAUAAAUCACCAAACAAGUAAAACCUUCAAGACAGUUACUUACAUUCUACAGCAUCCUGUGUCUCAGUGAGUCCAGCCAGUAGACUGUGUGACUCUGUAGGGUGCAAUAGACCACAAGACCAUGGUCGUCUGAAUCAGGCAUUAACAAAGAAGAUUGGGUCCAGUUCAACCAAUCACCCAUUAGCCCAUUGUUGAAGUUUUGUACACAUGGGUAGACUUUCUCCACCCAAGAUGAUAUAUUCAAAGAUGGUGUCACUGUUUAUGAUAUUUCUAAUUCUCAAACAAAUUGUUAAGUUAUAUAACUUUACCAAGGACAUCACUGGGACUAAAGGUCUGAGUGUGAAGAGAGGAGUUGACAGCUUUAACCUGAACAUCUCCAAGACCCAGUUAGGGGACUCAGCUACAUACUACUGCGGUGCUAUUGAAGUGGGCAAAGUCAAAUUUGGAGAAGGAGCUUGUCACGCCCUGGCUCUGGGGACUCUGAAAUGUUGAGCCAGGGUGUGUAGUUUCUAUGUUAUAUUUUCUAUGUUUAGAUUCUAGAUCGUGUUUUCUAUGUUGGCCGGUUGGUUCCCAAUCAGAGGCAGCUGUAGCUCGUUGUCUCUGAUUGGGGACAAUACUUAGGCAGCCUGUUUUGCACUGUUGUUUGUGGGAUCUUGUUCCGUAAGGUUUGUUUUGGUGUUAACCUAGGACUUCACGUAUCGUCUAUCACGCUGCGCCUUGGUCCGCUUCUUAUGACGAUCGUGACAGAAGAUCCCACCAAAAUAGGACCAAGCAGCGUGUCCAGGAGCGGACAGCCUGGACUUGGGAGGAGAUCCUGGACGGGAAGGGAUCCUGGACUUGGAAGGAAAUCCAGGCCGGAAUGGAUCGCCGUCCGUGGGAGGAAACUGUGGAGGCGCGCUGUAGAGAGGAGAAACGGCGCCAACCGGGCCGUCGUCGGACAAGCGAGAGGCAACCCCAAUAAAAUUUUUUGGGGGGGCACACGGCGUGGACGACGAGGCGGCAGGAGGCAGCAACAGGGCGAAGCUGCAGACUAGGAGAGGAGGCCACCAGGUUACGGGGGCUAUUGGUCCAGAGGGAGCAGGAGUUAAUUGGUCAGAGGGAGGAGCUACAGGAUGCGUUAAGGGAGAAGGAGAGUGUAGAGGCACGGCGAGAGGAGCUGGUUAGGCAGCAGAAGGAGCGGAGGUUUAUAGGGCCCGUUCCGGUCCGGCCCGUUCCUGAUCCCCGCACUAAGCCAGUGGUGCGUGUUCCCAGUACGGUCCGGCCCGUUCCUGCUCCCCGCACUAAGGCAGUGGUGCGCGUCGUCAGCCCGGUCCGGCCCGUUCCUGCUCCCCGCACCAAGCCAGUGGUGCGCGUCGCCAGCCCGGUCCGGCCUGUUCCUGCUGCCCGCACCAAGCCAGUGGUGCGCAUCUAAAGCCCAGUCCGGCCUGUUCCUGCUCCCCGCACUAAGCUAGUGGUGCGUGUUCCCAGUCCGGCCCGGCCCGUUCCUGCUCCCCGCACUAAGGUAGUGGUGCGUAUUCCCAGUCCGGCCCGGCCUGUUCCUGCUCCCCGCACCAAGCCAGUGGUGCGUGUUCCCAGUCCGGCCCGGCCCGUUCCUGCUCCCUGCACUAAGCUAGUGGUGCGUGUUCCCAGUCCAGCCUGGCCCGUUCCUGCUCCCCGCACCAAGCCAGUGGUGCGUGUUCCCAGUCCGGCCCGGCCCGUUCCUGCCCCUAGCACCAAGCCAGUGGUGCGCAUCACCAGCCCGGUCCGGCCUGUUCCUGUCCCUCGCACCAAGCCAGUGGUGCGCAUCGCCAGCCCGGUCCGGCCUGUUCCUGCCCCUCGCACCAAGCCAGUGGUGCGCGUCGCCAGCCCGGUCCAGCCUGUUCCUGCCCCUCGCACCAAGCCAGUGGUGCGCGUCGCCAGCCCGGUCCGGCCUGUUCCUGCUCCCCGCACCAAGCCAGUGGUGCGCGUCGUCAGCCCGGUCCGGCCCGUACCUGCUCCCCGCACCAAGCCAGUGGUGCGCGUCGUCAGCCCGGUCCGGCCCGUUCCUACUCCCCGCACCAAGCCAGUGGUGCGCGUCGUCAGCCCGGUCCGGCCCGUUCCUGCUCCCCGCACCAAGCCAGUGGUGCGCGUCGUCAGCCCGGUCCGGCCCGUUCCUGCUCCCCGCACCAAGCCAGUGGUGCGUGUGUCCAGUCCGGCACGGCCCGUGCCUGUUCCACUCAAGUGCUCCACUCCGGAGCCAGAGCAAUCCGCUCCAACGGGGUCCGGUCCAACUCCAGUCAGCGGAUCCACUCCGGAGCCAGAGCAAUCCGCUCCACCGGUGUCCAGUCCAGCUCCGGCCAGCGGCUCCAGUCCGGAGCCUGUACGGUUUGAUCCACUGUCGUCGGGUCCAGCUCCAGUCAACGGUGCCAGACCAGAUCAGGGGCGCAACGGGGAGGUGGAGAGAAAGUGGUGGUCGUGCCUGGAGCCGGAUCCACCUCCGAGGCGUAAUGCGCACCCGGCCCCUACCCUGUUGUGUUUGUAUGGCGCGGUCGCAGUCCGCGCCUUUGGGGGGGGGGGGGGGGGUACUGUCACGCCCUGGCUCUGGGGACUCUGAAAUGUUGAGCCAGGGUGUGUAGUUUUUAUGUUAUAUUUUCUAUGUUUAGAUUCUAGAUCGUGUUUUCUAUGUUGGCCGGUUGGUUCCCAAUCAGAGGCAGCUGUAGCUCGUUGUCUCUGAUUGGGGACAAUACUUAGGCAGCCUGUUUUGCACUGUUGUUUGUGGGAUCUUGUUCCGUAAGGUUUGUUUGGGUGUUAACCUAGGACUUCACGUAUCGUUUUUGUUGUUUUGGUUCGUGUUGUGAGUGUACUAAAUAAAGUAUGUACGCCUAUCACGCUGCGCCUUGGUCCGCUUCUUGUAACGAUCGUGACAGAGCUGUUUUGAUUGUCAAAGGUAAACUAACUUAGUUUUUUAUUUGGGAUUUUCAUUUUGCAUCCAUGAAACUCUAAAUAUCCAUAAGAAAUUGUCAAUAAAUAAAUCUAGCAGGCCAAUACAAUUGACACACCAUGAUCUUAAUCUGUCACUCUUUUCAGAUUUAGAGUCCAACACCAUGUCUGUUGCACAGUAGCCUUUGUCUGAGUCAGUCCAGCCAGGAGACUCUGUGACUCUGAACUGUACAAUACACACUGAGACCUGUGUAGGAGAACACCGUGUCUAUUGGUUCAGAAAUAACACUUGAGUUAGUAAAUUAAUGACAGGGAUAAGACUGACUUUCACUCUGUUGGUGUUUCCCCCACAUACCCUCACAGUAAAGCUCCAGCCCUGUUCACCCUACAUGUCAGAAUAUGUUCAAUGUAUAACAGUCCUCCUAUAGGUCAUCAGGAGUACUGUCUGUAACUGUUGCAUGGGGUGGGGCUAAACCUAUCUAAGACACACAACUGAGUUUGACACCAAGAGCAUACAGGUACAUGUAUGUGUAAUGUAUGCUUGAAAAUGUACUGCAUACUUACCAGAUAACAUUAUAGUUUUAACCCACUUUACUGAAGGAUAUUCAUAUAUUCUCUUUACGCCAUGCCUGAGUAUUGGACAUCUUUGAUUCAGCUUGUACCUAAAAAGAAAACUAUACAAUGUUAAAAAAAUAAUCAAUUAUCAUCUAGACACAACAAAUUGUGUAUGCUUCAUCCACCCUCUAGAAAAUAUCCUAUACAGUAAGCAUUGGUUGAUUUUGCAUGGAUUAUAUGAGUGAUUUUCAGUUACGAAGACCAUGAUGGGCUGAAGAAGGUGUUAACAAAAAUGACGCGUCCAGUUCGACCAAUCACCAAUAACCCCAUUGUUGAAGUGUUGUCUACAUGGGAGGACUGUUUCCACUCAAGACACAGGUUGUGAAGAGGACAACUUCAAAGAUGAUCACACUGAGUCUGUUACUGGCACUUCUUGUAGAGAUGGGUAAGUUCAACUUUUAUAUUUCUCUGCUUAAGGGAUGUACACUCAGGUACAUUAUUGAUGCAAUUAAUAGAUGUAUUUUUUGGGUAUAUAAAGGACUUUUGUAAGUGAUGGAUGAUGUCUCUGUCUGUAUUCUAGCUGCUGCACAAUCCUCGGAAAUUCAUCUUGUUACAGCCAAUGUUGGAGAGACAGUGACUUUGCACUGCUUCUAUAAAGGCAACCUGGCACUGUACUUUAUGUGGUACAAGCAAACAAUGGGUGACAAUCUUCAAAUCUUAUCAGUAUUUUACAAGUAUAACAAGAAUGCAACAUUUUACAAUGAAUUUAAGGGUAACAUUCGCUUCUCAGUGCAAAGCGGUGAAGGAAUGAAUCACCUAAAGAUCUCAGACAUUCAGCUCUCUGAUUCAGCCACAUAUUACUGUGGGAACUCGUAUGCCAACCAGGUGAUGUUUGAAGAAGGAGCCAUUCUUAUUGUGAAAGGUACAACUGAAUUUUGAAUGAAAGGAAAUAGUAACUAAUGUUCUGCAACUAUAAUCUUGAGGGCUUUUCCACAUUACGUUUUGGAUACAAUGGUUUAAUGAUGCUGUAUUUGCAUCAUCAGAUAUUACUGUGUAUGAUUUCAACAUUGUUAAGUUGGGACACAACAUAGAGAACAGAUUUACUGACUUAUAAACCUUCUUGUCAGGAUCAGGGUCCAGAAACAUGUCUGUGCUCCAGCAGCCUGUGUCUGAGUCAGUCCAGCCAGGAGACUCUGUGACUCUGAACUGUACAAUACACACUGAGACCUGUGUAGGAGAACACAGUGUCUAUUGGUUCAGACAUGGCUCAGGAGUAUCCCGUCCAGGAAUCAUUUACACCCAUGGAAACAGGCAUGAUCAGUGUGAGAAAAGCCCUGAGGCUGGGUCUCCUACACAGAGCUGUGUCUACAACCUCCACAAGAGGAACCUCAGCCUCUCUGAUGCUGGGACUUAUUACUGUGCUGUGGCCUCAUGUUGGGAGAUACUAUUUGGGAACGGGACCAAGCUGGACAUUCAAGGUAAAUCCCAUUUAAUCUGUAAAUAUCCCCAACAAUACUGUAUAUUUAUGCAAAUGGCCUACCUCCAAAUGAUCAUAUACAUUUGUCUCAACAAGCUAUACAAUAUCACCAUUAGCUUUUGAUGCCAUAUUUUACUGUUUGAUGAUCUUCCUAAGCGCUCAUGAAUACAAUAUGAAUUCCCUGAUAUCCUUUCCACAGUUCCAGAGCAUGAUCCUCCAUUUGAUCUGAGUCCUACUGUUCUGGCCUUGGUCGUCUCCAACAUCGUUCUGGGGAUAGUGACCCUUCUACUUGUCUGGGCGCUGUGCAAGACUCAGAACAGAGAUAGCAGAGGUAUUACUGUAUAUCUAAUGUAUCCAAUGUAUCUAACGUUAUAGCUGAUGUAUCUAAUGUUUCAUGCAUCUCUAUGCGAUGUACCUUCUGUAAAUAUCAGUUAAAUGACCAAAGUAUAAGCAUUGUUAAUUAACUACAGGAGGUUAAAAAGAGAUUGUCAUAAAAAUAAUAGGUGGCCUUCCUCUAUUUCAAUCUCUUUGAAGGGAGGACAGACGUCCCAACGUCCCAGGGCAAUCAGGUACAUUUGUCAACAUCUAUAAACAAAGUAUAUUUUCAGUUUUUACAAGAAACUGCCAUUUACCUUUCCUUACGGCUAGUAUUCAGCUGUUUGUGCUUUAUAUGUUAUUAAGCUUUAUUGGAAGUAAUAGGUCACUUUACUAGAUGAAGCCUUCUGAUCUUUGUGAUCGUUAUUAAUUUUUCCAUGGAACUUCUGUCUGUCACUGUUCCACUGACUGUCAGGUCAUUGUAGUGGGUGUACAGUCUGAACAGUCCUGUCUUUUGUGGAGUGUUUUCUUCCACAGGAGAAUAUAAACAUUAUAUAGUAGAUCAUGAUAUCGUCAUAAUGUAUUUCCUCAUGGCUCCACCCCCCUCAGAAUCAAGACAGUGACAUGUUGAACUAUGCAGCUGUGAGUUUCACCCCCAAGAAGAACUCCUCCUCCUCUAGAAGAGCAAGAGAGAAGACCAGCAGAGAGGAUGCAGUGUACUCUGAGGUCAGAUACCUGCAGCAGCAGUGAAAGAUAUCACCACUGUCACAAAGACAUCAAGAAUAAUUUUUUAAAAACUAUUUGUAGCCUAAUGAAACAGCUUUUAGUAAUUGAAAUUAGUAUGGAAUUUACAAUGCAACAAAAAAAUGUAAUUUUAACAUUGUCUGUAUGUUAGAUGUACAGUGGGGGAAAAAAGUAUUUAGUCAGCCACCAAUUGUGCAAGUUCUCCCACUUAAAAAGAUGAGAGAGGCUUGUAAUUUUCAUCAUAGGUACACGUCAACUAUGACAGACAAAUUGAGAAUUUUUGUUUCCAGAAAAUCACAUUGUAGGAUUUUUAAUGAAUUUAUUUGCAAAUUAUGGUGGAAAAUAAGUAUUUGGUCACCUACAAACAAGCAAGAUUUCUGGCUCUCACAGACCUGUAACUUCUUCUUUAAGAGGCCCCUCUGUCCUCCACUCGUUACCUGUAUGAAUGGCACCUGUUUGAACUUGUUAUCAGUAUAAAAGACACCUGUCCACAACCUCAAACAGUCACACUCCAAACUCCACUAUGGCCAAGACCAAAGAGCUGUCAAAGGACAACAGAAACAAAAUUGUAGACCUGCACCAGGCUGGGAAGACUGAAUCUGCAAUAGGUAAACAGCUUGGUUUGAAGAAAUCAACUGUGGGAGCAAUUAUUAGGAAAUGGAAGACAUACAAGACCACUGAUAAUCUCCAUCGAUCUGGGGCUCCACGCAAGAUAUCACCCUGUGGGGUCAAAAUGAUCACAAGAACGGUGAGCAAAAAUCCCAGAACCACACGGGGGGACCUAGUGAAUGACCUGCAGAGAGCUGGGACCAAAGUAACAAAGCCUACCAUCAGUAACACACUACGCCGCCAGGGAUUCAAAUCCUGCAGUGCCAGAUGUGUCCCCCUGCUUAAGCCAGUACAUGUCCAGGCCCGUCUGAAGUUUGCUAGAGUGCAUUUGGAUGAAUGUCAUAUGGUCAGAUGAAACCAAAAUAUAACUUUUUGGUAAAAACUCAACUCGUCGUGUUUGGAGGACAAAGAAUGCUGAGUUGCAUCCAAAGAACACCAUACCUACUGUGAAGCAUGGGGGUGGAAACAUCAUGCUUUGGGGCUGUUUUUCAGCAAAGGGACCAGGACGACUGAUCCGUGUAAAGGAAAGAAUGAAUGGGGCCAUGUAUCGUGAGAUUUUGAGUGAAAACCUCCUUCCAUCAGCAAGGGAAUUGAAGAUGAAACGUGGCUGGGUCUUUCAGCAUGACAAUGAUUCCAAACACACCGCCCGGGCAACAAAGGAGUGGCUUCGUAAGAAGCAUUUCAAGGUCCUGGAGUGGCCUAGCCAGUCUCCAGAUCUCAACCCCAUAGAAAAUCUUUGGAGGGAGUUGAAAGUCCGUGUUGCCCAGCGACAGCCCCAAAACAUCACUGCUCUAGAGGAGAUCUGCAUGGAGGAAUGGGCCAAAAUACCAGCAACAGUGUGUGAAAACCUUGUGAAGACUUACAGAAAACGUUUGACCUGUGUCAUUGCCAACAAAGGGUAUAUAACAAAGUAUUGAGAAACUUUUGUUAUUGACCAAAUACUUAUUUUCCACGAUAAUCUGCAAAUAAAUUCAUUAAAAAUCCUACAAUGUGAUUUUCUGGAUUUUUUUUCUCAUUUUGUCUGUCAUAGUUGACGUGUACCUAUGAUGAUUAAGUGGGAGAACUUGCACAAUUGGUGGCUGACUAAAUACUUUUUUUCCCCACUGUAUAUAAUGAUCCUGUAAUGUCUUAAAUAGCCAUAACUUUU